Molecule: messenger RNA, 1947 nt
Organism: Aspergillus terreus NIH2624
Lineage: Eukaryota; Fungi; Ascomycota; Eurotiomycetes; Eurotiales; Aspergillaceae
Product: ubiquitin-specific protease UBP1
Exons: 1
Coding region: 1-1947 (648 amino acids)
Biological process (GO): protein deubiquitination
Cellular component (GO): nucleus; cytosol
Molecular function (GO): cysteine-type endopeptidase activity; cysteine-type deubiquitinase activity
Source: RefSeq, a predicted model, not a curated record
AUGAAUGCUCGCAGAGAGGGGAUCGAUAUCCUCACUCAGAGUUCCUGGAAUAACGCGAAGAACAGCCAGUAUGAUACUGUCCUGCACCACCUGCGGAACAAUACAAGCCUAGCCUACCUCCUUGUGGCCCUGAUAUCCAUCUACUUUAUAGCGAACCACCUGCGGUUUAUUCCCGUGUCAAUAGCCCGGAACCUCUGGGACGUCGCCGUGUAUUUAAUUCCGUCCAGGGUCGUCGCCGCUCUCGAUUCGAAAACGACCGCCGACUCGUCCGGCGAGAACACCCGUUCGAUGACUUUCCAGGAGAAAAGCGACGCCAUGCAGCGAAUCUUCGGCCUCGACAACUCCUCCUUCUCCCUUAUCCCUCGCGCUCGCGCCUUGUCAGGCAUCGGAACGGCACUCUUAGGCAGGGACAAUCUCCCGCCGGGACUAGGAAACUGGGACAACUCAUGCUACCAGAACAGCAUCAUUCAAGGACUGGCGUCUCUCCGCUCGCUUGCGGAGUUCCUGGAGCGGAACAUCGAUGGUCUCGGCGACAAGGCGUCGUUCUCGACCCACCAUGCCCUGAGAGACAUCAUCGAUCGACUGAACAGCGCGUCCAGCUACGGCCAGCGACUGUGGACGCCGCCUGACCUAAAGUCAAUGAGCAGCUGGCAACAGCAGGAUGCGCAGGAAUACUUCUCGAAGGUUGUGGACCAGAUCGAUUAUGAAGUGCAGCAGGCUACGCGUCGACAGACUCGCAACUUGGGUCUGAAGAUGGCCGGUCCACAGGAGCAUGUGAUCGGAGCUAGUACUCUGCAGGAUGUUGCGGCGGAGAUUUCUUCACAGCAGUCGCCCGAACGCCAGUCACUACGCAACCCGCUCGAGGGUCUCCUUGCGCAGCGAGUCGGCUGUAUGAGAUGUGGGUGGACGGAGGGUCUUUCGCUCAUUCCGUUCAACUGCCUGACCGUUCCGCUUGGCUCGAAUACGCAAUGUGAUAUCCGCGAUUGUCUUCGUGACUACAUGCACCUGGAGCCGAUUGAGGGCGUGGAAUGUGCCAAGUGCACCCUGUUGCGUGCGAAGGACCAGCUACAGAACAUGUUAGAGCAAAUAGAAGAAGACAAGAAGCUGCAGAGCGCGUCGGACGCCUCGCAAAUGGGGGCCGCGCUGAAAAAGUCCGCCGAGGAGCGGUUACGCGCCGUGCAGGAGGCCCUCGAAGACGAAGACUUCUCCGAAAAGACGCUCUCGAAGAAAUGCCAUAUCCCCUCGAAGAACCGAGUAUCCUCAACGAAGUCGCGACAGGCGGUUAUCGCACGGCCGCCAAAGUGUUUGGUGGUCCAUAUCAACCGAAGCAUGUUUGAUGAAUUCACGGGGCUGAUGAGAAAGAACUACGCGGCAGUCAGGUUUCCUAGCUCACUUGACCUUAGCGAAUGGUGUCUGGGAACUGUGUCUGCUGAUGGUGAAACGUGGGACACGAACCCCCGUGAAUCCAUGCUCCCCUCUUCCAGAGAUGCCAGGGAUACGUUUGACCGCCGUUAUCAAUUGCGGGCCGUGGUAACACACUACGGCCGUCAUGAAAAUGGCCACUAUAUCUGCUAUCGGAAGUACUCAACCGAGACCUUCCCCGCCCAAGUUCCGGAGUCCGUUAUCGAGGCGGACGGUGACAAGGAAAAGCCCGAACGCUGGUUUCGGCUCAGUGAUGAGGAUGUGCAGAUGGUCAGCGAGUCCAACGUUAUGGCGCAAGGCGGAGCGUUCAUGCUCUUUUAUGAAGCGGCUGAGCCAUCUUCUAUCUCGAAUGCAAGCGACGAGGCUGACCCAGCGGAAGACGUCUACGCGUCUAGCUGCGUCACUAUGGAAGAUGUUUCUUCAUCGUCUGCCACUUCCAACACAUCUCAGGCGACCAGUGUUUCAUCCUCCGAGAAGGUUGACCUGCCGAUUCCGAACGGAAUCUCCCUAGCUGACGUCGACUGA